This is a messenger RNA of Helicoverpa zea (corn earworm), 1226 nucleotides long. RefSeq names its product odorant receptor Or2-like (gene Or-27). The transcript has 5 exons. Gene Ontology annotation, molecular function: olfactory receptor activity; odorant binding. The coding region runs from base 1 to 1206 and encodes 401 amino acids. Gene Ontology annotation, cellular component: plasma membrane. The record is from RefSeq and is a predicted model, not a curated record. Gene Ontology annotation, biological process: sensory perception of smell; detection of chemical stimulus involved in sensory perception of smell. Lineage: Eukaryota; Metazoa; Arthropoda; Insecta; Lepidoptera; Noctuidae.
AUGGUAUUAAAAUUCCUGGAUCGUUUAGAAGACCCAAAUAAUCCAUUAUUAGGACCAACUGUAUUGGCUCUCCGGUACGGAGGAUUAUGGCAAAAAGAUCGAGUCAAACACUUUCUGUACAAUUUGGUGCAUUUUAUAGCAUUCCUAUUUGUUGUAUCCCAAUAUGUGGAACUUUGGAUAAUCAGGAAAAACUUAGAAAUGGCUAUGAGGAAUCUGUCAUUAACUAUGCUCAGUACCGUCUGCGUUUUUAAAGCCUGCAAUUUGAUGCUGUGGCAAAAUUCCUGGAAGGAGCUCAUUGACUAUGUAUCUGAGUUAGAAAGGUCCCAACUGUCGAAAAACGACGCUGUGGUGAACAAAAUAAUUUCUGACUACGUAAAAUAUGCGCGAAGGGUCACUUAUCUUUAUUGGGCUUUGGUAACUGCAACUGUUGUCACCGUUAUCUUAGCACCUCUUUUCAUUUACUUAUCAUCCCCAAAUUACCAGGAGAGUAUAAAAAAUGGUUCUGCACCAUAUCCAGAGAUAAUGAGCUCUUGGACUCCAUUUGAUAGGUCCAGAGGCUUGGGUUUUUGUGGAGCCACUUUGUACCAGAUGUUGGCUUGUUUCUACGGAGGCACAGUGGUCGCAAAUUUCGACUCUACCGCUGUAGUAAUAAUGACGUUUUUCACUGGACAGUUGAAGGUAUUAUCUGUUAAUUGCGAACGACUGUUUGGUGAUGGUAAUGAGCUAGUUGAUUAUGAUGAAACUGUGAAGAGGAUUAAGGACUGUCAUUUGCAUCAUUAUUAUAUGGUGAAAUUUUCGUCGGUAUUAAAUUCAUUACUUUCUCCAGUUUUGUUUUUGUAUGUAAUUAUCUGCUCUCUAAUGAUAUGUGCGAGUGCUGUACAGUUAACAACGGAAGGUACGGGCAAUAUGCAGCGUAUUUGGAUUGCGGAAUACCUCAUGGCCCUUAUAGCGCAACUAUUUUUAUAUUGUUGGCAUAGCAACGAUGUACUGUACAUGAGUAAUAAAGUUGAUGAUGGAGUAUACAGCAGCGCUUGGUGGUCUCAAAACGUGCGCAUACGUAGAAGUUUGCUCCUGCUAGGAGGGCAACUACGCAGACCUAUCAUAUUCACUGCUGGGCCAUUCACUUUACUCAACAUGGCUACUUUUGUCGCUAUUAUGAAAGGCUCGUACAGCUACUACACGCUUUUAGCAAAGAAGGACGAUUGAUUUCAACAAUAUAUUCAAAU